AUGGGACCACAUACUAAACAUGCCAACUCUCCGCCCCCAACAACACGAACGAGUCUCAUCUUCAAGCGAAACUCGGCGCAGAAUGACUAUUUCGCAAAUCAUGCUUUCUCUGGAUCUAUUAUCCUGCGUUUCGGUGACACGAGCCCUAGUCAAGAGGAACAGGAGUUUGAGGACUCAGUUACCCAUGAUCUGGCGGUGUUGGGCAUCCAACUACUGCGCACAUAUACAAGCAAUAAGUUCCAGCAGCUCUACGCACUAUGCCAGCAAUCAAUUUCAGACGAAAAUGCGUAUUCUGACGAUACGGAGCCCGAGAUUCAAAAGAGAGAUCAGAAGAGAGAUCGAUACAAGCUCCUCCCUAGCAUCCAGCGAGAUCGGCCUCCUGCCGAGAGUCUUGCCAUGUUCGAAGAGAUGCGAAAAGGGACAUCGCUAGGUACAAGGCAUACGGCUGCGGGGACGGAGAAUGCAGUUUCGGCCCUCGGGUACUGUGAAGAGGGCUCCCGACUUUCCGCAACAAGAACCGCGACCAAGGCACCCCAAGAUGCCGGCUUUGGGCACAAAGAUGCCAAGAUGACGGAUGCUUUGGUGGGUUCUGCCUUCAACGAGCUUAUUGAGGGGGAUAUUAUUCAAUUGGAGUGA
Messenger RNA from Metarhizium acridum CQMa 102, 636 nucleotides. RefSeq lists its product as uncharacterized. Gene Ontology annotation, biological process: glutamyl-tRNA aminoacylation. Gene Ontology annotation, cellular component: cytosol; methionyl glutamyl tRNA synthetase complex. Gene Ontology annotation, molecular function: ATP binding; glutamate-tRNA ligase activity. The record is from RefSeq and is a predicted model, not a curated record. NCBI's taxonomy places the organism in Eukaryota, Fungi, Ascomycota, Sordariomycetes, Hypocreales, Clavicipitaceae.